AUGUCCAACCUACCACGUCCGAACACAAGCACAUCGUCGCGACUUAGCACAAUGCCCUCUCAAAAGCCCCGCCAAUUAUCGCACCUUCACGCCCAACUCGCGCAGUUGACCGCGAAUGUGUCCGAUUUGGAGAAUCUGGUACGAAUGACGGCUGUGCAAGCACAGAGUAUGCGAGGCCUCGGUGGCUAUUCUGGCGGAAUGUUCAUGGCGGCGAGUAAAGUCUUAGGAGAAGAGACUGUGAGGGGAGGA
Lindgomyces ingoldianus is the source of this 249-nucleotide messenger RNA. RefSeq lists its product as uncharacterized. The record is from RefSeq and is a predicted model, not a curated record. The annotation marks the transcript as partial. Gene Ontology annotation, cellular component: DASH complex. The transcript has 2 exons. Gene Ontology annotation, biological process: attachment of spindle microtubules to kinetochore. Lineage: Eukaryota; Fungi; Ascomycota; Dothideomycetes; Pleosporales; Lindgomycetaceae.